Messenger RNA from Pecten maximus, 7017 nucleotides. Its product is annotated as choline transporter-like protein 2. Bases 113 to 2269 code for a protein of 718 amino acids. The transcript has 22 exons. Gene Ontology annotation, molecular function: transmembrane transporter activity. Gene Ontology annotation, cellular component: membrane. Lineage: Eukaryota; Metazoa; Mollusca; Bivalvia; Pectinida; Pectinidae. The record is from RefSeq and is a predicted model, not a curated record. Gene Ontology annotation, biological process: transmembrane transport.
GUGGGAUUUUAACACAGGUAAAUUGAUCGGGUGUGUGUAAACUGUACGUCACGAUUUUAUAUCGGAGAAAUUGAAUCCUGUUCCUAGAACGAUAUCGGAAAACAGCAGUGAGAUGGGAGAGGAGGACGAAACUAAAAAAUAUGGUGAAGCUAGAAAACAUGACCCGAAAUUUAAAGGACCACUCAAAAAUAGAUCAUGCACGGAUAUUAUCUGUUGUCUUUUAUUCCUCGUCUGUAUCCUGGUAAUGAUUGCCUGCUCUGCUGUUGGUUAUGCGAGAGGAAACCCAGCCAAACUUGUCUUCCCAACUGAUUCUGCUGGCAGUAUCUGUGGCUAUGAUCAGAGUGUGCAGUCUAAGCCAAACCUCAUGUAUUUUGACUUGCUGCAAUGUUCAAAAGUCCAGUCCAUAUUUCUCGGCUGCCCAACACCACAGGUGUGUGUGGAGAAAUGUACUUCCGACUACUAUGUGUACCUGGAGUCUGUAGCGAUCGAGACAGCUGGAGGAGGCCAGGAUAACACAGAACGGAAUAAACUUCUCUGUAAAUACGAUGUGGAUCCCACAGCAGGCACCAAAUCUAUCCAGCAGUUGAUAUCCGAUGAGGACUGUGCAGCAUACUACCUCCCCAACACUGCAAUUGUUGGUCGUUGUGUUCCAUCUAUUUUCCUAUCUGUUUUCGACAAGUCAAAGGAGCUUGUGACCUCCGGAAACUACAACAUUACAACGGCUGGAGGCACAGCUGUCACCGGGAGUCUCGUAGAAAGUGCCAGCGAGUAUCUAGCCACCUUUUUGUCUGCUACUCAAGUGGUGGAACUAGUAUUCAAAGACAUAGUUUCGGCCUGGUACCUGAUGCUUGUCUUCAUGGGGAUAGCCAUGGUGUUCUGUUUUAUCUGGAUUGUCCUUCUCCGCUGGUUUGCUGGCAUCCUCGUCUGGGUCAGCAUCAUUGUUGUCCUGGCUCUCCUGGGGUUUGGAUGUUACUACAGUUAUUCCCAGUACUAUGAUCUGAAGAAUCAGAAUGUCACAGCAGAAUUUGGUGUGUCCGAACUCUUCACCCUCAACUUUAGUUACUAUCUAGGACUGAAGGAAACCUGGUUAGCAUUUGGGUGUACAACGGCAACAUUUCUCCUCAUCUUCCUCCUUGUUCUCAUCUUUUUGGUGUCCAGAAUUUGUAUUGCCAUUGAGCUGAUCAAAGAGGGUAGUAGGGCAAUAAGUAACAUGAUCUUCACCCUCUUCUGGCCCAUCAUUCCAUUCAUCAUGCAGCUGGUUGUCGUUGGUUACAUGGGUGCUAGUGCUAUUUACAUAGCAUCUAUAGGAGGACCUGAAUAUUACUCCAAUGGUACUGAUGUCGCAAACAGCAUCAACUCUGUCUUGGACCGAGUACCCUGUACUCCGGAUAAUUCUACGGUUGGGUCAUUCUGUGACUUUGUCAGGUAUGGAGGGACAGACUACAUCAUCGCAAUGGAGGUUUUCAUGCUGUUCAUGUUUUUCUGGCUGAUGAACUUUGUUGUUGCCCUUGGACAAAUGACCUUGGCUGGAGCAUUUGCCUCUUACUAUUGGGCAUUUGAAAAGCCUAAGGACAUCCCAGCAUUCCCUCUGAUGUCGGGACUGUUCAGAUCUAUCAGGUAUCAUCUUGGGACGCUGGCGUUUGGGUCUCUCAUCAUAGCUAUCAUACAGAUGAUCCGCGUGGCCCUCGAGUAUCUGGACAGUAAACUAAAGGGAGCAGAAAACAAAGUGGCAAAGUUUAUGGUCAAAUGUUUGAAAUGCUUCUUUGCUUGUUUAGAAAAAUUGGUCAAAUUCCUGAACAGAAAUGCAUAUAUUAUGACUGCAGUUUAUGGAAAAAAUUUCUGCACAGCUGCUAAAGAUGCAUUCUUCUUAAUCAUGAGAAAUGUUGUAAGAGCGGUGGUGUUGGACAAGGUCACAGACUACGUCCUUUUCCUCAGUAAACUGAUGGUGACAGCAGGAGUGGGUGUGGGAGCCUAUUUCUGGUUCCAGGGAAAAGUGACCCUCUUUACUGAGUUUAUCCCUCUUCUCAACUACUACCUCACCCCUGUUAUAGUUGUGAUCCUCGGCACCUAUUUGAUCACCUGCUGUUUCUUCAGUGUCUAUACCAUGGCUGUUGACACAUUGUUCCUGUGUUUCUUGGAAGACCUAGAAAUGCAUGAUGGGAGUCCUGAGAAACCCUAUUACAUGAGUAAGGGAUUGAUGAAGAUUUUAGGCAAGAAAAACAAGAAGGAGAAAAAAGUUGAAAAAGAUGAAACUAAAGAGGAAGAAUAACUAAGUCCCAUGAUGUGUUAACUUAGUACUGAACUGAUCCAUUUGAAGUAUUUUAAUGAUAAAAUCCUCAUAAUCAACUAAUCAAAAUGAAUGUCGUCUUAUCAGUACUUAUCAUUAAUUAGCAGUCAGCAGUAUAGUUUUUGUGAUGUAGUAAAACAGUGUUCAGUCAAUUUCCAUGGACAUUUUUUUUUAAAUAAUUUUUUGAAUUAUUUGUCAUUGCAUGCUGGCACAAUGGUACUAGGUAUUAUCUAGAAAAUUAGAACAUUUUAACACACAUUUCACUUUACAUUCAUUUAUCUGUGACUGUUGAAAAGCAUUGAAGUUUGUUCUGUUUAAACAUUGUUUACCUUAGGCUUAUUUUCAACAGAGUCCCGGAGUGAUUAUGUAGGGCCAGUAGCAUUGUCGGUAAAUUUUAGGUGCUAUCAAGUUUGUUCAAACAAAUGACCUUGACCGGCCCUAUAUCAUUGGUCACAACGAUUUUAAAAAAAAUUGUGAAGACAUUCAUGGUGAUGAUAUUUGGUCAGUAAAAGAGUGAAAAUGUAUGUUAUUUAGGAUAAAGAUGAAUAUGGCAAAGACCAUGCAUUUUCAGAAGUUACAGAAACAAAAUAAGAUAACAAACUGUUCAUAGGAGUAGAAUUAGGAAUAAAAUCUAUUAAUGAAUUACCCAUCCAUGUGAUUGAUUUUGACACUCAUUUCACAGUUUACAGAAUAUGUAAAUAAGAAUAACAGAUGAGUGAUACAGGCCCAUUGGAGCUCUUGUUUAUGCAACUUUUGUGUCAUUAAAAAAAGCAAAUCAUCAUGAUUUAACCUUGAAAAUUAUAUUUACUAUUAUAAGAUUGAUGAUUACACCUGAGUUAGAUGCUACAUAUUGGUGUGAUGAUGUGUUUUAUAUAAAAAUUGUGACUUACACAAGAUGAAGGGAAUCAUUAGAGAUACAACAAGGACAUUGUUAGAUUAUUUUUUUCCUUAUUAUUACAGUUUAUUAAAUGAUCACUUCUAUAUCUAUUGAGCAUGUUUCCCUCUUCCAAGACACACAACAUGUACCAAUAAAGUUACUAUGGUCGCUACAUAGUUAUCUGACAUGGUCUAUAAAACAUUUACAUAGGAGCUAGAGACUAGGAGUGUGUUGUGAAAUAUUCUUAACUUCAUUCAAAUCUCAAAAGGAUGUUUAUAAAAUUAUGGACAGCAUUUUUGUAUGAUGAUAACAUUAAACCAUAUACUGUAUUUCCUCAGAGAUACAUAUCAAAACAGGUACAUACCUUGUUACCGUAAAAAACUUCAAUACUUCGUUCAUCAUUUUGUUGAUGUAGGAACAGAUUAGGACUACAGUAAGUAUAUUAAUCAACAUAGUAUUGUUUGAGGAUACAAAUUUACUUGUCAAAGUCUGGAUAAUUAAUGUUAAUUCUUUUAAGUUACAGAUAUCCAUAUGGUUAUAUUUAUUUAGAGGCGGUGAAAAUUACAAGCAUGAGUUUUUGUAUGGAUGGAUCUAAAAUCUCUUCCUCCCUAGGUCCAUGUGUUACUACUGUUUUAUAUGUUUGUCUCUGCUGGAUGAUGGUAUGUUUUUGUUUUUUUUUAAUGUAUUUAUUCAAGUGCCAUCAAUAUUUUUCUAUUUGCUCAAUAAGUAUCAUAAUCAAGAAAAUUAAAAAUUUGAUUAGUUGUUGAUUGUGUAUUUAGAUGAUAGGACCAUGCUAUGUCUAUUAUAUAUCAAAGUGGCUGAAAUAAUCUUGUCAAAUUCCUGUAAAUAUUAAUACAGCUGCAUAAAUUACGUUUAUUAUAUACAAUCUGUUUACAUGGCAAGUACUGCAGUAAUUUGAGAAAAUAUUUUUAUCUAUAAGAAAAUCUUGUCAUUUGAUUGAAUGAUGUGUAUAUACAUUAUGUAUUAUAUAAUUUUCAUUAUUGUGAUGUUUAUAUAAAACUCAAGUUCAUUUAUGUUGGUAAAUUUUUUGAUAUAUUUGAAUUAUUUGAUUGGGUUUGUUGAGGGUGGGGGCUCAAUCCAUUAAACAAAAAAAAAACAAAAAAUACUCCAGUCUCUAUCUACAAACUUGAUAAUUAGUCCCAAAAAAUCCAUUAGGUUUUUUUCUAGUAUUAAUUACAUUUUACAUUUUAUAAGAAUUCCAUACAUUAUCAGAGGACGUAUUAAAAGUAUUACAUAUGUGAUUUGUCUGUCAUUUUUAUGUAGUAGUAGCAGUACAUAUGAACUCUCUAGAUUUUGAGCUUCAAUUUCCUUCCCGUUGUUACAUUUGUAAUUACUGAAUUGUAUUAAAUUUUAUGGUCAUUGUUUCAAACAUUUUGUUGACUAAAACACAAUAAGGAAAUAAUUCUGUAAUAUUUUUAGGGGUUACUAAAUAUAACUACUGUAACAUUGUUUGAUUGUCUCAUAUCUAACACUAUACACAUAUGUACUGUACAUUAUUUAUCAGUGUUUUUGAUAACAUUUUAUAUGGUGCAUUGUUUUGAAUAUGCUACACAAAUAUUGUUUAUAAACCUUUAACAUAAAUAUCUGUGAUUGUAAUUGUCCUAUAUUGUUAAAAACCACAAAUGUGUUUCAUAUUGAUCAGUUUUCCUAGACACAGCUGUACGCAGGUGGGCUCCAAUUAUUGUAAAUCACUAACAAACUAAGUAAAUGACUGUAUUACAACCUGUUCAUACAUGUUUAUAUAAGUCAGUCCAGGUUACAGUUGUAUGCAUUUCCUGUAAGCAUUUUACUUGGAUGUACAUUAUCAUUGGCGUUAUAUUUUACCUGGAUGACAUCAUCAUAGGCAUGAUAUUUUACCUGGAUGACAUCAUCAUAGGCGUUAUAUUUUACCUGGAUGACAUCAUAGGCGCUAUAUUUUACUUGGAUGACAUCAUCAAAGGCAUUAUAUUUUACCUUGAUGACAUCAUCAUAGGCAUUAUAUUUUACCUGGAUGACAUCAUCAUAGGCGUUAUAUUUUCACAGGUAUAUAGACCAGGGAUAUCAUUCCUUUGGUUCAAGGAGAAAGUUUAGUUCUGGGACAGGCUUUUGGUUACUGGAGUGUGUAGAUACUUCUGAAUGCUUCGUGUUUAUUUUCAUUUAAAGGACACCAAGUGAGACAUGAAGAACGGGGAGCCUAAGAAAACACAAAAAUAUCGACCCCUGAGAUUUCAUCUCACUGGUUGUCGUAUUUUGUAGCUGAGUGAUCCAUUCUGGAUACAAUUGUCUCAUUAUCACAUUCCACUAAAUACAUUCUUAAAAUAUUUUUGUACUUAUUUUGUAAACAAUAUUUGUCUACGACGACUGAUAGAAUGUACGUAGCCAGACUUUUCAAUAUAAAUGGGUGUUUAUCCAUUAUGUCGAGUGGGGACAAAGAUAUGACCUGAUGUUAGGCCAAGUUAUCCUUUAGGCUUGGAGUAAUACUGAUCCACCCUUAACUAUGUUAUAAAGAUAUCUUAUAUAAAGUUUUCAAGAUAUAUCUUUAUUGUCUAAUGUUACAUAGUAUACCUCAUAAAAGAAAAGAUAUUCGGUAUCCUCCUUAGUUUACUUACAAGAUAUAUCCUGUUUAUUGUAUAUCACAGACAUAUGAUAUAGAUUGGUUGAAUACCUGUCAGCAUUGUUCUGUGAAUAUAUAACAACUAGGCUUGCCAUAAGUGCAAUGCCUCUAUUGUACUCUAACUUGUACCAGUUUACUAUUUCAAGGGUGAUAAUCAUGGUGCUUUCUUCCUAAUGCUGCAACGAAGACAGAAUUAAAUGUUGAUUGAUGGUUGACUACCAUGAAGAUUAACAUAAUCCAGAUAUUUCUUGCCGAAUCUAGCAUCAUUUUUGUUAUUGAUGAGAUGCUGUGUUGUGAUUUAACUUUUUACCUGUAAAAUGUUUCACAUCGAAUCAAAACUUGAGAAUAAAUCAUAUCAAUGUGACAUCACAUCUUUAUAUCAGCUGUCUCAUCUUGUUGGUGUUUGAUGGCAAAGAUGGGUGGGAACUUCUAUUUUAAUGAAAAGAUUAUCUUAAUGUUCUGUAAUCCCAACUUGUACAUACUGGUGACAAAGGUUGGAGUAUAUCGUCCUGAUGAAAUUGCUGCCUGGUAGUUUUUCUACACAUUAUAAUAUACACGUUAAUGUUUCAUCUAACAAUGUGAUAUCUAGUUUAACAUUCUUAAAAUUUUGAUGCAUUUUCAUUGUAAGACUUUUCAUGUUUUUCUUAUCUUUGUUUCCUUUUAACUGAUACUCCUUUACAACAUGUAUUAUAAACGAGAUUAUGUCUUGGAUAUUAUAUAACUGUCUUAUAUUUUUGUUGAACAGUUAUAGACUCCGAGGAAUAUGAAACUGUAAUACAUAAUUAAUUUAUACACUGCUGAUUAAUGAAUCAGAGAAUCUCUUCCUGUAAACUAAUACUGUCCUGUGUAAGUUAAUCUAUACCCUGAUAAUUAAUGAAUCAGAUAAUCUCUUCCUGUAAACUAAUACUGUCCUGUGUAAGUUAAUCUAUACCCUGAUAAUUAAUGAAUCAGAUAAUCUCUUCCUGUAAACUAAUACUGUCCUGUGUAAGUUAAUCUAUACCCUGCUGAUUAAUGAAUCGGAGAAUCUCUUCCUGUAACUAAUACUGUCCUUUGUUACAGUUUACAUUACCAGGACUCGCUGUAUACUAAUGGCUUGUUAUACAUUGUUCUUUGUAAGUUUACAUAACUAGAACACAGGGUAUACGAACGGCUUGAUAUUAUACAUAAUAUUAUAAUAAGGUGUUUCAUAAAACCCAGGAGACAAUUGUACACUUUACAUAAUAAAAAUUAUUUAAUAUU